AUGGAGUGUGCUGCGCGGGGCUUCGGGACGCGGUGCGUUGGUCCACCGACGCGGAGGUGUGGCCAGUGUGGCGCUGUGGCGUAUUGCUCCAUCUCUCAUCAGACUUGGCAUUGGAGCUAUCACAAGGAAGAAUGUGAGAGACUAGAAGAGCAAAUGCGUCGUGUUGAUCAGUUAAUUGACUUUCCAUUUACAUUUACGGAUGAAGCUACAAUCCAGAUUAGUCAGAAUCAGGAGAACAGAUGCUCGUUCCUUAGCAAAAGGGAAUUACAUAAUCUUGGAAUGUGGAUGUAUGAAUGCAAAUGUGGAUCCUCUGCUUAUCAUAGUUUUGGAAAUGAAAGUUGGCAUCUUCCAAGCUCUUCUUGUCCAUGUCGUGGUCCUUUGUCUCCAGUAACAAACCAGCUAUGCAGUUGGAUGGAGUAUUACGAGUGGAGAAAGAUACCUCUAGAUUCUCCUGUAGCUCUGCUUCUCCACUGGCCACUUACGAUCUAUCAUGCAAUUCAAACCAUUGGGAUGGAGAAUCUGACUCUGCAAAUAACCAAUGAACUUCGUAUUCAUUAUCUUGGGCCUCAGAAAGAGCUUGGCCAACUUGGUGUCUUCACUGAGCUGCAAGCUCUCUUCCCUGGUCUGCGCAUUAGCGUAAAGCUUGUUGGACCUGACGUUCCACAACAUAUGGAUGGAGAGAAUAUCUCCCUUUGCAGAUAUUCCCCUUGCAUGGAGAAAGAAUGUGAAUGUAAAUAUCCAACCGAAACUCCCAAUUCCGGUCACGAAUCAGCUGUGUCGUUACAGCUCUAUAGAGGGCUGUACCAUCAUCGUUACAGUGACAUAACAAAGGAUUCACCUCCUCCUCACAUAGUGAUUGCUCCAAACGCCGGCGUCGCAGCAUAUCCAAGCUGGUUGCCAACUAUUGAACUGAUAAAGGAGAUAAAAGUGCAAGCAGUCUUCUCUGAUUACUGUGAAGAAGCUUGUCACCUUGCGGCUUGUUGCAUUAAAACCAUCACAAGGCAACCUCUGUCACUACCUAUUGUGUUGAAUCCGUUUAGACAGCCAAUGGCGGUGGAAGAGAGUUCUCUGUUUAUCCCUUGCUACUCAAACUGCUUCAUCUUCGCUAUGUAA
Messenger RNA from Microthlaspi erraticum, 1113 nucleotides. The record is from the annotation of a GenBank genome assembly. Lineage: Eukaryota; Viridiplantae; Streptophyta; Magnoliopsida; Brassicales; Brassicaceae.